AUGAGGCAGCAGAUGCACGACAUCAUUGCUAUAUCGAACCAAAUUGGCCACCCGGACAUCUUCCUCACCAUGACAUGCAAUCCAAGCUGGCCGGAGAUCACAAGAGCCCUACUGCCGAACCAAACGCCUCAGGACAGACCGGAUCUGUGCGCACGUGUGUUUCGUCUCAAAAUGAAAUAUCUCGUGUCCUUGGCCAUCAACGAGGAAGUAUUCGGAACCGUUGUUGCCCAUGUACGUGCCGUGGAGUUUCAGAAACGCGGUCUUCCCCACGCUCACGUCGUGCUCCAGCAUAUGAUUCACAAUCCAUGCCGAGAACACAAUCCAACAGCCGUGUGCAUGGGCGACUGCAGGAAAGGGUUUCCAAAAUCGUUCAAACACGAAUCCAGCCAGUCCGACAGUGAGUACUACAUCACGUACCGAAGAAAGGCACCCUCUGCAGGUGGCGUCUCCAUCGAGCGACCCUCCCGUAUUGGCCGACGACAGCAACCCGUCGUGAUCGACAACUCCUGGGUCGUUCCCCACAGUCCUGUGCUUCUACAAUCAUUCGCUUGCCAUUUGAAUGUGGAACUCUGCGUGUCACGCGUUGGCGGAAUCAAGUACCUCUUCAAGUAUGUGUGCAAGGGACAAGACCGAGUGACCAUGGAAAUUACUGCCGAGAACGAGCGCUACGACGAGAUCUCCAACUUCCAAGAUCCCAGAUACGUUUCCGCAUCGGAGGCCGCAUGGAGAUUAUUCUCCUUUGACAUUGUAGGCCGCAAUCCUCAAGUAGUAAGGCUUGCAUUGCAUCUGCCCAACCACCACACGGUGUACUUUGAGGAAGGGCGAGGGCAGGAGGCGGCGCUUCGACCAGCAACAGCGACGAAGCUGACCGAGUGGUUUAAAGCCAACGAGAAGUACCCAAGCGCGAGGCAUAUUCAGUACCACAAGUUUCCAAGGUACUUUACGUGGAAGACACGCACCAAGUCAUGGACCUACGAUUUCAGUGGUACAGGUGCCAGCGUAGUCGGUCGAAUCUACACUGUCAGUCCGAGGGAGGGUGAGCGCUACUUUCUUCGCCUCCUCCUCACACAAGUGCCAGGGGCAACAUCCUCCUAGAUGACCAAAAAGGCCAACGCCGAAAUAGCAAAGAAAUGGAAACUGAAAACUUGCAGUAACAAAAUGGACAUCGUCUACCGCAAUUAUCUGUUUGUGCAGCAAAGGGGAAAAGAUGGGUAUACAUUUAAGUGGACGUGCCAAUCAAACCAAAAAAUUGGCAGCUUUCAUAAAUUUGUUGAGGAUUUCGAGAGAAGCGCAGAUGAUUUUGAUUCACGUCCUCCAUUGACGGAUAUUGUACCGGCUCUAAGAAAGUGUGGGGACCGCGGCGUCGGAGAUGGUGGGGAAAUAGCACAGGCAAAAUUUCGGCAAAGUACGGCCACCAAUAAAGCUCCACUGUUUUCGCUCUCUGAGUUCGCGAGACUCUGGGUCAUUUUGCGUAAUGAUUCGCAUGCUCGAAAAGCGCUUUUAGAUUUAAACAAUGCGCCUACGUUGGAAGAUUUUUGUGCAAACUUCACUCGAGAAGAUCUUUGGCGAGAAAUAGCGAAGCGCUUCAAUGAUGUUUCUGUAUCGUACGAGGAAGAUUUUUCCACUUCCGUGCCAGAGGCAUGUUCCGCAGACCCUUUCCUUUGCGCAAGGUCAGCUGAGAGGCUGAAGGAUGUGUACCAGAGGACGCGAUCGCUGUUUACUCAACGAUUUGAGUACAACAAUAGGUCUGGUAACAAUGACCCGGAGAGCUUCCCGAACUAUUUGUGGCCACACGAUAUGGAGGGAAAUGUUGUAGUAGCAUAUAUGGAACAUACGAACGAGCCCGAUCCUUUUUUUCUGGAUGUCAGCUUGAAAACUUUUGCUGCGGGAAUUGAGAGAGGAGGGAGGUACGGGUCUGCUGAAAAAUCUACAUGUUCAUCUGGAAAGAAAAGAAGAAGUUCUUCGUUUGAGAAAGCGGGUGAGGAGAUAAAAGAAAUGCGAGUGGAGACCCAAAACCGUUGGGUAGAGGUGGGAGGGAAACAUCCCACGCCUCUCUGGGACGAAAUGGUUAACGAAGACUGGUACGAAAGGAUCGAAAAGCGAACUCUGUGCCUCAAACGAGUAAAGGAUGCUGGGGCUGGUGAACGCAUAAUUUAGAUGCUUCCAGGCGUAUCCGUCUCUGUAUUGCUUCAAGGAUCCUCAAGCGCCGUUGCGGGACCUUCUGUGCCGACACUAAGUGGUCCUCUCUUCUUCUUCGAUGCUCCUGGCGGAACAGGCAACACAUUCGUGCUCAGCGCCAUUCAGGACUUCCUUCGUACGCCCCUCAUCGCUGUCGCUACGUCUGCUGUUGCUGCUGUGUUGCUCGACGGUGGACGCACGGCUCAUUCCGUGUUCAAGAUUCCCAUUCCUGUAUCUGCCGAAAGCACGUGCAGCUUCUCCGCAAACUCCGACACUGGCCGUACACUGCAACAAGUCGAUCUUAUCAUAUGGGACGAGAUCGUCAUGUGCCAUCGACAUUGCAUUGAGACUGUCGCUCCCUUCGCCACUUGAAUGGAUCUCACUACCACAGUCCGUUGCGUUCGAGCACACCAUCCGCAAUUUAUGCGUCAAGGUCUUCUCAGGGAUUCGAGACAAUCACGCCGACCCUGCCUGGCUCACCAAGCGCGUUAUACUCACCACAAAGAACAAGCCGCUCGAGGAAGUCAACGAGGUCAUCUGCAACAUGAUUCCGGGACCGUAUCGAACGUAUUUAAGCGCAGACAAGGUCGAGAACGAAGACACCAACGCGCUGAUCUAUCCCACAGAAAUGCUCAAGACCUUGACCGCCGGGUCUGCUCUACCAGACCACAAGCUCAAGCUCAACAAAGGCUUCAUCUUCAUGCUUCUGCGCAAUCUCGAUCCCGCUACCGGUCACGUCAACGGCGCGCGAUAUCUCAUCGAGAACAUGACCAACAACCUGCUCUUUCUACGCGUUACCACCGGGUCACACCAAGGCAACAGACUAUGUCUCCCUCGAAUGCCCUGCGGACCAGGAGACGACAACUUCUCAUCCCUGGCUUCACCCGAACGCAGUUCCCCAUUCGCACGUGCUUCGCCCUUACAACGAACAAAGCGCAAGGCCAAUCCUUCGGUGGCCGCAUAGGUCUCGACUUACGAGAUCACUGCUUCUCGCACGGUCAACUCUACGUCGCACUAUCAAGGAAUACUCACCCAGGCAACGUCACUGUCCUCACUCGAGAGUCCAAUGAAACAACGCGAAACGUAGUGUACCCCGAGGUCCUUCAGUAG
Molecule: messenger RNA, 3288 nt
Organism: Chondrus crispus (carragheen)
Lineage: Eukaryota; Rhodophyta; Florideophyceae; Gigartinales; Gigartinaceae
Exons: 9
Coding region: 1-1095 (364 amino acids)
Source: RefSeq, a predicted model, not a curated record